Spinacia oleracea (spinach) is the source of this 495-nucleotide messenger RNA. RefSeq lists its product as uncharacterized. Gene Ontology annotation, molecular function: double-stranded DNA 3'-5' DNA exonuclease activity. The record is from RefSeq and is a predicted model, not a curated record. The transcript has a single exon. The coding region runs from base 1 to 495 and encodes 164 amino acids. NCBI's taxonomy places the organism in Eukaryota, Viridiplantae, Streptophyta, Magnoliopsida, Caryophyllales, Amaranthaceae. Gene Ontology annotation, biological process: DNA repair.
AUGCGUUUUGGGACUUGGAACAUUGGCUCUUUGACAGGGAGAUUAGUCGAAGUAGUAGAGGCUAUGAAAAGGAGGAGAAUUAACAUAUUAUGUUUGCAGGAGACUAAGUGGGUUGGAAACAAGGCAAGAGAAAUAGCUCCAUGGGAUUAUAAGAUUUGGUAUUCGGGAAAAACUAGGGGUAGGAAUGGGGUAGGUAUCCUUAUUGACAGAGAUUAUAUUGAUGAUGUAGUGGACGUGUCCCGAAAGAGGGAUCGAAUUAUGAGUAUUAAGCUUGUGUUAGGGGAUGAAGUUGUAACUAUUGUGAGUGCCUAUGCACCACAAGCAGGACUAGAUGCAUCAACUAGACAAGAAUUUUGGGAGGAUUUAGAAGAAGUGGUGCAACGUGUCCCUAUAAGUGAGAAUCUGGUCAUUGGUGGGGGUCUCAACGGACAUGUAGGCUCGAGUCGCGAUGGAUUUGAAAGCAUUCAUGGUGGUUUUGGGUGGGGAGCGAAAUGA